GUGGUUUAAGUGAGACAACCUUUGUGCUAGUUUGACCCCACUGAUCUUGUUUGACAGCUCACAAACAAGUGUAUACGUAACAACAUAUGGGUCCCACAAACACAGAUAGACACGCACUUUACUCUAUCACUUUCUCUCUCCCUCCCUUCCUUCGUUUACUCUCUAAUCUCAUCCCAAUUCUCACUCUCACUCACUCACCACCACCAUGGACCCAACUUCCUUCGAUCUCCCUCCACCACCACCCACCACCACCACCACCACCGUCCCCUUCUCCCUGGAACCCAACUUCACCUCCUCCGUCACUCACCCUCCUUACGCCGAGAUGAUAUACAAAGCAAUAGAGUCACUAAAAGAGAAAGACGGUUCAAGCAAAAGAGCAAUAGGAAAAUUCAUAGAACAAAACUACGGUAACGUUCUUCCACAACAACACACCACUCUCUUGACUCAACAUCUCAACCACUUGAAAUCUGCUGGUCUUCUCAUCACCUUCAAAAAAUCUUACAAACUACCUUCCUCACUCCCCCCACCUCCAACCGUCACUAGAUCUGACUCCGAAUCUCAUCUCCCUUUCACUCCAUUAACCCAAAAAGCCCGUGGCCGUCCCCCGAAGCCCAAGCCCGAACUUAAUUCCGAACCCGAACUAACUGCCCAGCCGGUUUUCGUUUCUCUAGACCCUCCUACUCACGACGAGCCUCCACCUCCUACAACCACCGUUGGCCCGACUCUAAGCCCGACUGCAAGCCCGACGACUCUAUCUGUGAAAAGAGGACGCGGUCGUCCGCCUGGGACCUUCAGAUCUAAGUCGCUGAAGAGUACCAGCCGUCCUCCUAAGCCCAAAUCUGUGUCGAACGGGCUUAAACGACGACCGGGCCGUCCUCCGAAAAGUCAAUCUCAACCGACUGUUAUACCUUUUUCAGCUCCCGCUGCUGUUCCUUUUCCUUCUGUUGUGACAGAUGGGGUUAUAGUACCUGUUGUUAGAUCUACCAGGCCCAGAGGCAGGCCCAAGAAGUAUGCAGAUGACGUGAUGUCAGGUCCUCCCACCAUGAGGCAGGGUCGUCCUCCCAAGCUUGCUCUCGUUGGUGGGCCCAAGAAUCCCUUCCGAAGGCCCGUGGGCCGUCCAAAGGGAGCAAAAGGUGUAAAAAAGUAUGCUGAUGAAGAUCUAAGAAAGAAACUUGAACACUUCCAAUCAAAGGUUAAGGAAUCUCUUGAAGUGCUUAAGCCUUAUUUUGAUCAUCAAAGUCCAGUGAGUGCAGUUGCAGCAAUUCAAGAAUUAGAAAUCCUGGCAACUCUAGACCUUAAAGCACCAUUAAGAGAUGAAACACAGCAACAGCAACAACAACACCAACCAGAGCAGUUUCCAGAACAGCUGCCGCUGCAACAACAGCUUCCACCUCAGCAACUGGUUCCGCCGCAGGUGCAGCAGAUUUAUGAACAGCAGUAUCUUCAGAUACCAUUGCAGCAACAGAUUCAGCAACUUUUUCAGCCGCAUAAUUUAGCUCCAAGCUAAGAAGAUUUACAUGACCCUUAUUUGGCGGAGAAUCAUUUGUAGAAGUUAUGUUGUAAAGCUAGUUGUAGGAAGUAGGAGCAGUACUGGUUUUCUGAGAAUCUAAUGAAUGACUGUCGUCCCUUUGAAUUUGUUUUAUGCUCCUUUAGAUUAAUUUACCUCUGGAAUAAUAUUUAGAGACUAGAGUACUGAUGAUUAUGUUGUUGUUCAAGUAAUAUUAAUUUAGAUUGAUGUUUUAUUUA
This is a messenger RNA of Lathyrus oleraceus (garden pea), 1746 nucleotides long. RefSeq names its product histone H1. Gene Ontology annotation, molecular function: nucleosomal DNA binding; double-stranded DNA binding. NCBI's taxonomy places the organism in Eukaryota, Viridiplantae, Streptophyta, Magnoliopsida, Fabales, Fabaceae. The coding region runs from base 206 to 1507 and encodes 433 amino acids. The record is from RefSeq and is a predicted model, not a curated record. Gene Ontology annotation, biological process: nucleosome assembly; chromosome condensation; negative regulation of DNA recombination. The transcript is spliced from 3 exons. Gene Ontology annotation, cellular component: nucleus; nucleolus; nucleosome.